Molecule: messenger RNA, 468 nt
Organism: Drosophila serrata
Lineage: Eukaryota; Metazoa; Arthropoda; Insecta; Diptera; Drosophilidae
Gene: Ccp84Af
Product: cuticle protein Ccp84Af
Cellular component (GO): extracellular matrix
Source: RefSeq, a predicted model, not a curated record
AUGGCCUUCAAGUUCUUCGCUGUUCUCGCCCUCGUUGCGGCCGUCAGUGCUGGAGUCCUUCCUGUCCAGCAGGUGUACCAUGCCGCCCCCGCUCCUGCUACUGUGGCUUAUGCCCACGCCCCCGUCGCCGUGGCCCAUGCCCAGCCCGUCCUGACCAAAGCCACCGAGGAGUACGAUCCUCAUCCCCAGUACAAGUACGCUUAUGAUGUCCAGGACUCUCUGUCCGGUGACUCCAAGAGCCAGGUCGAGGAGCGCGACGGUGAUGUGGUCCAUGGCGAGUACUCUCUGAUCGAUGCCGAUGGCUACAAGAGGGUGGUGCAGUACACCUCCGAUCCCGUCAAUGGAUUCAAUGCCGUCGUCAACCGCAUUCCCCUGGAGCAUGUGAAGACUGUGGUGAAGACCGUGGCUCCCGUGGCUGUGCCCGUUGCUGCUGCCCCACUGCCAGUGGCCUACCAUCAGCACCACUAA